AUGCCGUCCCAAAAGGAUCCUCGUCCCAAUAUUCUCGUCAUCGUUGCCGACGACCUCGGCUUUACCGACCCAGGAUGCUUUGGAGGCGAGAUCAACACGCCUAAUAUCGACAAGCUAGGCAAUAGUGGUGUACGCUUCAGCGACUUCCAAGCCUCCCCUGCUUGCUCGCCCUCGCGCUCUAUGCUCAUGACAGGGACGAGCGCGCAUCUGGCGGGUCUCGGUACCAUCCCCGAGUUCCACCAGGGGAAGUACCAGAUCCCGGAACUCAAGGACCAGCCAGGCUACCUGGGCCAUCUCAGUAAUAAUGUUGUCACAAUCCCAGAACUCCUUCGCGAUGCAGGUUAUUACAAUAUCAUGGCUGGCAAGUGGCACCUAGGGUCGACGAAAGAGCAUUCUCCAAAGGCCCGCGGUUUCGAAAAGUCCUUCACCAUGCUUCUCGGCGGCGGUAACCAUCACGGUUGGCAGCCUGAGCUCAUGCCCGAGGACUAUCCAUUCGCGGCGCUACUCCGUGGCGGCGUCACGGGCAUGUAUCUCGACGAGAAUGAGUGGGUGGAUGAGCUCCCCAGUGAUUACUUCUCAUCCGACUAUUUUACGACCCGUCUCCUCACCUACCUCGAAGAGAAACCGGCGGAAAAGCCCUUCUUUGCAUAUCUUCCUUUUCAGGCGCCUCACUUUCCGCUGCAGGCGCCCAGGGAGUAUAUCGAUCGAUACAAAGGACGGUACGAUGAGGGACCGGAACGUGUCCGGGAGCAGCGUAUUGAGAGGCUGCGAGAUCUAGGCUUCAUCCUCGAGACAUGA
Parascedosporium putredinis is the source of this 798-nucleotide messenger RNA. The record is from the annotation of a GenBank genome assembly. Lineage: Eukaryota; Fungi; Ascomycota; Sordariomycetes; Microascales; Microascaceae.